AUGUGGCGGGCUGGUCGCCUAGGACGUGGGGCGGCGCUGGGGCUGUUGCUAGCUGUCCACGGGGUGGCGGCGUUCGAGCCCAUCAGCGUGGGCAUCGCCAUCGGGGCCGCGUCGGCGCUCACCGGCUACCUGUCCUACACGGACCUGUACUGCCGCUUCGCCGAGUGCUGCCGCGAGGAGCAGCGGCUCAACGCGUCGGCCCUCAAGCUGGAAUUAGAGGAGAAGCUGUUCGGGCAGCAUCUGGCCACAGAGGUGAUUCUCAAGGCGCUGACUGGCUUCAAGAACAACAAAAAUCCCAAGAAACCGCUGACUCUUUCCUUACAUGGCUGGGCUGGCACGGGCAAGAAUUUUGUCAGCCAAAUUGUGGCUGAAAAUCUUCACUCAAAAGGCCUGAAGAGUAACUUUGUCCACCUGUUUGUCUCGACUCUGCACUUCCCUCACGAGCAGCAGAUAAAACUGUACCAGGACCAGUUACAAGGAUGGAUUCGGGGUAAUGUGAGUGCAUGUGCGAGCUCUGUGUUCAUAUUUGACGAGAUGGACAAAUUGCACCCCGGGGUCAUCGAUGCAAUCAAGCCAUUUCUAGACUACUACGAGCAGGUCGAUGGCGUGUCUUACCGGAAGGCCAUCUUCAUCUUUCUCAGCAAUGCUGGUGGGGACCUCAUAACUAAGAUUGCCCUUGACUUUUGGCGGGCGGGAAGAAAGAGGGAAGACAUUCAGCUGAAGGAUCUCGAACCCGUGCUUUCUGUCGGAGUCUUCAACAAUAAACACAGUGGCCUGUGGCACAGCGGACUGAUAGACAGAAACCUCAUCGAUUACUUUAUCCCCUUCCUCCCCCUGGAGUACAGACAUGUGAAGAUGUGUGUGCGGGCAGAGAUGAGGGCCCGCGGCUCUGCCAUCAAUGAGGACAUUGUCACCAGAGUAGCAGAGGAAAUGACUUUUUUCCCCAAAAGCGAGAAAAUCUACUCAGACAAGGGCUGCAAGACUGUGCAGUCACGGUUGGAUUUUCACUGACCUCUUACUCAAGUGGGGUGAGAGGCCGCUGCGAGCUCAGCAAGCGAGGGUCUUGCCUUCCGGAAGCACUUUGAAUCCCUCUUUGGGGUUUGCACUUUGCACCUGUGGACUUUCGGGAUGUAGAAGUUUCUAAGAGUUGAGUUUUGAACAGACACCCAUCUGUUGAGUGCAGUUGUCAUUUUGGACCUGAUAGCAAUCCAUCUGUUAACUGCGGUGGAAGAUGAACUUUUUAACCCCCGCCCCCACCUUGCUGACCUUGACAGAAGUGCCUUGCAGACAGCUGUGUGAGUGAGACCCACAGCACCCAC
Molecule: messenger RNA, 1319 nt
Organism: Odobenus rosmarus divergens (Pacific walrus)
Lineage: Eukaryota; Metazoa; Chordata; Mammalia; Carnivora; Odobenidae
Gene: TOR1B
Product: torsin family 1, member B (torsin B)
Exons: 5
Coding region: 1-1011 (336 amino acids)
Biological process (GO): nuclear membrane organization; protein localization to nucleus
Cellular component (GO): endoplasmic reticulum; endoplasmic reticulum lumen; nuclear envelope
Molecular function (GO): ATP hydrolysis activity; kinesin binding; ATP binding
Source: RefSeq, a predicted model, not a curated record